CUCUGAGGGUUUUUCCUGAGAGGCUGUUUUGUUUGGCGUGUGUGGUUCUAAAAAUAAAGUUAGUUUCUUUUGACAAGUGGCUCCUGAUUGUGCCCAGCCAGACUGCGGCAUUUGGUGGCUCGCACGGGGAGCGCCUGAGGUUGCCUGUCCCUGGAGAUGUGUAAGAUGGAAGAAAAACCGCUCACAUCUGAGGAACAGAUAGGGAGAAAGGACGGAUGGACAUUUCAGGAGGCUAUUAUAAUGAUUUUGUGUUGUUCCAAUUUUGUUUCACUCAGUUUCAGUUUUGUCAGGCGUCAUCUUGUUGGGUUGUAUUAUAGUAGGAAUACGGGAUCAGAAAUUAGUAAAAAACAAACUGAAAGAGUGUUAAGUAAAUUGUUAGAGGAAGGAGGCAUCUCAGUAAAAUCAAGAGCAGUCAGGGCAUACGUUGAUACAAUACAGAAAUGUAGCCCAUGGCUUUUUAAGGAGGAGUUGUUAAAUAUAUCACAAUGGAACCAUCAUGGUGAAGAUUUAAAAAGAAUAGAAAAGAAAAGCCCAGGGACUCUGCCAGUUGGCACAUUGCCAUUGUGGACGUUCAUAGUCCCCCAAUGAGCAGCUCCGUGGUCUGAAAGGGCAGGGAAACAGCCCAAUGAGCAUCACCGCAGAGGAGCCAAUCAGCUAGAUGUUGCUGGGGCCGAGGAGCCAAUCAGCUAGAUGUUGCUGGGGCCGAGGAGCCAAUCAGCUAGAUGUUGCUGGGGCCGCUGUGAGCCAAUCAUCAGCCGGCAGCUGGAAGUUUGCUGGGGCCCCUUCGGCUGUGGCUCUCAACAUCGUGACAGCCAGGGACAGGUCCCUGUCACACCCUCCCUCUCAGUGCAGCCUGGUCCCACAGUGUCCUCAGGGGAGAACGUGACCCUGCUGUGUCAGUCACAGAUCAAGAUGGACACUUUCCUCCUGUGCAAGGAGGGGGCAGCUGAUCCCCCCCUGCAUCUGAGAGCAGAGUACCGAGCCCCAUGGCACCAGGCAGAGUUCUCCAUGAGAGCUGUGACCCCAGCCCUUGGGGGGACCUACAGGACCCUCUGGGGGACCCAGCUCACCACCCUCAGGACCCAGGUCAACGGCUGGGACACCAGUGUCGGGGACAAUGCAGGAAGGCAGAGCCCUGCAGAUGAAGACCCCUGGGCAGUCACCUACGUUGAGGUGUCACACUCGAGAAUAGGGCAUGGAGGACUGUCCACUUCAUCCCCUGAGUCAGGGAUAUUCCUGGUCAUGAAGGACACAUCAGAGGGAGAGGACAGCCUGCAGACCUGCCAGGUGGCUGCAUCUGAACCUCCCCAGGAUGUGACCUAUGCCCAGCUAAAGGACCUCAAGCUCAGACAGGAGACAGCCACUCCUCCUUCCUCCCAGGGACAGGAGCGUCCAGCUGAGUCCAGUGUCUACGCCACCCUGGCCAUCCACUAGCCCAGGACACCACUCAGAUCCCACACUGCAAGGAUAGGGACUCGGGGACCUCAGUGGGCACAAGAUAGUGCACAGACACUGACCUAGGAGUUACAGCCAGCCUGGUAUGGCCUGAAUUGGAGCAAAUCAUCUCCCAUGCCUGCAUGACUGUGUCAUGAUGAACACCAAUAUCAUCUUUGUUCAGCUCCUGCAUCCUGGCCCCAAUGUGGCCCCCAAAUUAGCAACCUCCUGUGCCCUGCUGUGCCCUGGAAGGGGAGGCAGCAGAGGACAUGGUGGAAAGUCCCCCCUGAAGACAUUGGGCCUCCAGAGCCCAGGCCAGAGGAGGGAGCCCUGGGAAGCUGAGGGUAUGUACUGAUGGAGCCCAAUGUCACCACUGAGUGACAGAGCCCGUCAUGGGUGGCAUUCACAGAGGGAUGUAUUAUCUCUGCUUUGGGUGUUGAGGGGCACUGGGGGAAAUAGUUCUGAGCUAUGGUAGAGGCAUGGGUUUCCUGCUCUUAAAAAAAAAAUGUCUUGUCCCAGGGAGAGCAGGAAACCCACAUCAGAAUCUGGAGUAGACCUGGGCGCAGAUGUCCACUAUAGACACAGUGAUUGAUCAGGUUCAGGGACUUGCAAAAGAUUCAAGAAACCAGGACACUUACAGACCACUGUAGACUGCCUCACACAGAACCCAGCACAUGGGUGCUCAGAAGUCUGCUUUGACAGAAGCACAAGGUCCUCAACAAUGGUCCACCACGCUGAGCCUCUCACUGAACCUGAGGUCACUCCAUCUCCAUGGCACUGUCUUCUGUGCUAACUGGUCAAUGGUGUUCCAUCAAAACCACGUCUGAAGGGGACAAGGCGGUGUCAUGAGAGCUAACAGUGGGUGAAGACAUAAGAGGUGUGGACUCACUCCUUAGGUUGAUCUGUACUGUUCUGUUCAGGACCGUGGUGACAACAGGUCCCCUUCUCUUAGCUACCCAGCACACCUGCUCCUUGGCUGAGAAGAAGCUACUCCUGGUGUUUUCAAUCUUCAUUUGUGUGGAGAUUUCUUCCUUCCUAUUUCCUUCGUCCUGUGAGUGUCCUCACCUAUGAGAUGCGUCUCGGCAUACAGUUGGACUCUGUGUUUUGAUCCACUCUGCUCAUCUGUGUCUUUUAAUGGGGGGUGAGACCAUUUACAUUCAGUGUUAGUAUAGAUUGUGUCCGUGUUUCCUGCCA
Molecule: messenger RNA, 2628 nt
Organism: Marmota monax (woodchuck)
Lineage: Eukaryota; Metazoa; Chordata; Mammalia; Rodentia; Sciuridae
Product: leukocyte immunoglobulin-like receptor subfamily B member 5
Exons: 8
Coding region: 691-1434 (247 amino acids)
Biological process (GO): cytokine-mediated signaling pathway
Molecular function (GO): inhibitory MHC class I receptor activity
Source: RefSeq, a predicted model, not a curated record